AUGGCCUACCGAAGUGCACCUUUGAAGAUUAUCACACAGAAUUGCAGAGGACUCAACAUCCCUGAACGUAGAACACACUUGCUACAAGAAUUGAGGAAAAAACAUGUAGCGAUAGCUAUGCUCCAAGAGACACACUUCAAGGAAGGGUCAACCCCUACACUACGGAAUAGUCAUUAUCCAAAUAAUUACUUCUGCAACCAUUCAACAGCCCAUAAAUCCGGAGUAGCCAUAAUACUAGCGGCUGAGUUGGAAUUUAAAGAAUUAGAACGAAUACAGGACUCACAGGGAAGAUAUCUCUUCCUUAAGGGCAUCAUAGCAGAUAAGAUAUAUACAAUAGCGACCAUCUAUUUGCCCAACCGGAGGCAGGCCCCUUUCCUCCGAAAUACUUUACAUCAACUGGAAGACUUCACAGAUGGGAUACUAUUGGUAGGAGGCGACUUUAACGCCCCGCUUGACCCAACACUGGAUUCCUCAACGGGUCAUAGUUGUCUUCCACAACACAGUAUCAGUUCCAUCCGAGAACUGGAGGCUCUGAGACUGGUGGACUGUUGGAGAACGCUUCACCCCACGGUGAAAGACUUCACCUACUAUUCUGCCCUUCACAACCGUUACUCUCGCAUAGACUAUCUCCUCAUUGCAGAGGAAGGUCUCUCCCACCUACUCGGAGCCGAGAUCACACCGGCCACUUGGUUGGACCAUGGAUCGGUCGAGAUGGAACUGAACUCCCCACUGUAUAGACCGAAGGCAUGGACCUGGAGACUUAAUGAAGCUCUACUGCUAGACCCGGACACCAAGGAACAAAUUCAUCAAGUAUUAGAACAAUACUUUAGAGAAAAUGACACCCCGGAGAUCUCCCCAAUAUCCGUAUGUGAAGCUCACAAGAGCGUGAUCUGCGGCACACUCAUACGCAUUGCUUCGCAGAAGCGAAGGCGCUCAUGCUUGAAAUGA
Molecule: messenger RNA, 948 nt
Organism: Pelobates cultripes (western spadefoot toad)
Lineage: Eukaryota; Metazoa; Chordata; Amphibia; Anura; Pelobatidae
Source: the annotation of a GenBank genome assembly